Molecule: messenger RNA, 1352 nt
Organism: Mercurialis annua (annual mercury)
Lineage: Eukaryota; Viridiplantae; Streptophyta; Magnoliopsida; Malpighiales; Euphorbiaceae
Product: chitinase-like protein 1
Exons: 4
Coding region: 142-1113 (323 amino acids)
Biological process (GO): chitin catabolic process; carbohydrate metabolic process; cell wall macromolecule catabolic process
Molecular function (GO): chitinase activity
Source: RefSeq, a predicted model, not a curated record
AUCAAUCUCCACCACCAAACAAACUUUAAUGGACUGAAAAAGACUCCCGAUCCAACACUGACCAACUCAUUUGGUUAACCCGUCACUCGCUUCCUUCAAUUCAACUCCAGAUCCGAAUACCCAAUUCUCCCGAGAAGGAGAAUGAAAAUGGAGUGCAAGGGCAAAUGUGUAAUCCUCAUUGCGGCGGUGUUAUUAGCGAGCUGGUGUUCGUUGGCGGCCGGAGAUGACUCGGAGAAGACGAAAGUGAGGACCGUGAGAGGGAAAAAAGAGUGUAUUAGAGGAUGGGAAUGUAAACAAUGGUCGGAGUAUUGCUGUAAUCAGACAAUUUCAGAUUUCUUUCAGACGUACCAAUUUGAGGAUCUGUUCUCGAAGAGAAAUGCGCCGGUUGCUCAUGCUGUUGGGUUUUGGGAUUACCAGUCUUUUAUUGCUGCUUCGACCCUUUUUCAGCAUCUUGGGUUUUGUACUACCGGAGGCAAGCUUAUGCAGAUGAAGGAACUGGCUGCGUUUUUAGGACAUGUCGGCAGCAAAACUUCUUGCGGUUAUGGAGUAGCUACAGGAGGACCAUUAGCUUAUGGACUUUGCUACAACAAGGAAAUGAGCCCUAGUCAGUCAUACUGUGAUGACUAUUACAAAUUAACCUAUCCUUGCACUCCUGGUGCUGAAUACUAUGGUCGUGGUGCCUUGCCAAUCUAUUGGAACUACAACUAUGGAAUUGUCGGAGAUGCUUUGAAGUUGGAUUUGUUACACCAUCCCGAGUACAUUGAGCAAAAUGCUACGAUUGCCUUCCAAGCUGCAAUUUGGAGGUGGAUGACCCCAAUGAAGAAGUCCCAACCAUCGGCCCAUGAUGUCUUUGUUGGCAACUGGAAACCCACCAAGAAUGACACUUUGAGCAAGCGGGUUCCUGGUUUUGGUACCACGAUGAAUGUUCUUUACGGGGAUCUUGUUUGUGGGCAGGGUGAUGUCGACGGAAUGAAUAACAUCGUAUCACAUUAUAUGUAUUACCUUGACUUGCUUGGUGUAGGCCGAGAAGAUGCUGGGCCUCAUGAAUUGCUCACUUGUGCCGAGCAGAAGGCGUUCAAUCCAACUCAUACCGAUCCUUCUUCAUCUUCUUGAGCUUCUGCGGACAGCUUUGACAGCCCUCAAAUUAUCAUUUUGGUGAUCUCUUAAUAUUGUAAGAUCAUUUUUCAGCUUUAUAUAUGUUUGUGAAAGCUAUGUUGCUUGCGUGCAGUAUAUAAUAAACAUUGAUUGUGUAGAUUAUUAAGAUUCAUCAAAUUCAAAGCCUAUUUUGUAAAACUGUAAUCAUCAUGUACUAAAUUUGUAUUCUAUUGCAGACAUACAUGAAGUUUGAAGGA